Molecule: messenger RNA, 1427 nt
Organism: Drosophila sulfurigaster albostrigata
Lineage: Eukaryota; Metazoa; Arthropoda; Insecta; Diptera; Drosophilidae
Gene: KdelR
Product: ER lumen protein-retaining receptor
Exons: 2
Coding region: 233-871 (212 amino acids)
Biological process (GO): endoplasmic reticulum to Golgi vesicle-mediated transport; protein retention in ER lumen
Cellular component (GO): membrane; cis-Golgi network; endoplasmic reticulum
Molecular function (GO): ER lumen protein retrieval receptor activity
Source: RefSeq, a predicted model, not a curated record
AUAUAUGUAUGUGGCCACGUCACUUUGGCUCUCUUUGUUUCUCUCUUUUGUGCCGACAUUCUACGUACAUAUUAUAGGCGGCACAACACCAAAAAUUUUUAGCUCGUUGGCAAAACAAGUGAAAAUUAAACAAAUACCGUUGACUGGUAUAGUACGGUGCCAACAAUAUAAUCAAGCAACAAGAACAAGAACGAAUACGCUACAAGAAAAACUCUGACGAAUCACAUUCAAAAUGAAUAUUUUUCGGUUCGCUGGAGAUUUAUCGCAUGUAUUUGCCAUUAUAAUACUAUUACUUAAAAUAUGGAAGACAAGAUCAUGCGCUGGCAUAUCUGGCAAAUCGCAGAUCUUAUUUGCUAUCGUUUAUUUGACACGCUAUCUCGACCUCUUCACCACAUAUGUCAGCCUCUACAACUCGGUGAUGAAAGUUCUCUUUCUGGCUACAUCGGGCGCCACUGUUUAUUUGAUGUAUGUGAAGUUCAAAGCGACUUACGAUCACAAUCACGAUUCAUUCCGCAUUGAGUUUUUGCUGGUUCCUUGCGCUCUGCUCUCAUUGGUGAUCAAUCACGAGUUCACCGUGAUGGAAGUUCUCUGGACAUUCUCGAUCUAUUUGGAAUCAGUUGCCAUUCUGCCUCAGCUGUUCUUGGUGAGCAAGACGGGAGAGGCUGAGUCGAUUACAAGCCAUUAUCUAUUUGCGCUCGGAUCAUAUCGCGGUCUGUAUCUGCUGAACUGGGUGUAUCGUUACAUGGUGGAGUCGCAUUACGACCUGAUUGCGAUUUUUGCUGGAAUCGUUCAGACAAUCUUGUAUUGCGAUUUCUUCUAUCUCUAUAUUACCAAAGUGCUCAAAGGCAAAAAGCUACAGCUGCCAGCAUAAAUUGCACAGGCAACCAGCAAUUAAUUCCAUACGAUCGAUGUGUGUGUGCGUGUGUGGUGCCGUCGCUUCAGAUGCUGAGGAUGGAGGCAGAAGACAGCGGAGUAUGGAGAAGAUAGCAGCAAUAAUGCAAGAUGCGGACCGCUUGUCUAAGCGUUAUAAUUAGUUCAUAAUCAGAUAAAAAAAAAAUCACAAAAAAAUACAUUUAAAAUAUGAUAUUGUAUAUCGAAAGGGAAUAUUUUUGUGUUGCAUUAGUUGAAACUUUAAAGAAAAUAAGAAAUUUGAAUGUGGCACCAUCUAAUAUGCAAAAAAACGAACUCAUGCAAAUUAUUAAAGUAUAACAAAUAAUGUACAAAUUCUAUUUAUUCAUUAUGAUUUUGUCUUGUCCUUAUGCUGCCAACUACAAUAUUUUUUCUUAAUGUCUAAAAUGUACGCCUCGUAUACAUAUUACAUUUAUGUAGUAUGUGUGUGUAUUAAUGUGGUAAUAUGUUUCUUAUCUAAUGUACUUCGUUUACCUAAAUCAAAAUGUGCAGUAAUUAUAAUUUACUUUAAAACAGAA